AUGGCUUUCCUAUUUCAACUCCGCAUCUUCGGGAACUACAUCCUCCCAACAGUUUACAUGAAUGUACCCACGACACCGAUUGUUCUACCACAAUUCACCAUAACACCUGUUCAGCUACUUCCACUGUAUCGGCCUGUCUUUUCUCCACCCAUCAGGAUCAAGGUCAUCUACCACCGUGCAGGAACUGUUCUGGCCUCGAACGAUGCCUGCUACAACCAUCCUCCAGCUCGAGCAACAGUGCUAGGAAACUUAACCUGGUGGUCUGAACAGCAUGGAUUAGGAAAUGCUUACACCCGGCGUUGCACACUCUAUCUCACCAGAAGCUACCGCUCAAUUCUCACUAUCAACCCAAUAGAUGGACCUGUUUCACCGUCAGAUCUUGUGAAGAAGGUGUCAUUUGGCGAUAUGACAACCCCAGAGUUCCAUACGUUGAUGGUGGACACAGUAGCAAAUAACUACGGAGCCUUUAUCUUGGUCGAUCAUGGUUAUGUGCCUAUUAAGAUUAUGGCCCAACAAACCGAUAACGAUCAGAGUACUCCCCCGAGCGGAAACUCAAAUGACACCGCUGACAGCAACCAGAAUAACUCGACUGACAAUACUCCGCCUGCUCCUCCUGUCGCUCGUCAGCCUUCACCAUCAUCAACCUCUUUAACGGAUGUCAUCAACACCGAUGCGCCUGAACCUUCGAACACAGGAGAUAAUACCGCCGUGCCUGAGUCAGCUAAACCAGAAACCGAUACUACCCCUGCGGCAACUGAUCCUGAGCCAGCACCUAAAAUGCCUAAAGUUGCAAGCGUGGAGCCUGAUGACACGGAGGAAUAA
This is a messenger RNA of Fusarium subglutinans, 822 nucleotides long. RefSeq lists its product as uncharacterized. The record is from RefSeq and is a predicted model, not a curated record. Lineage: Eukaryota; Fungi; Ascomycota; Sordariomycetes; Hypocreales; Nectriaceae. The transcript has 2 exons. Bases 1 to 822 code for a protein of 273 amino acids.